AUGUCUUCAAAGUGCCGCCGCGUGGUCCGCUAUUCAGUCACCAACAACGUCUGCUGUCCACCAGCAGUGUAUUCAUAUUACACAUGCCCAUCCUACUACCUCUACUAUCCGCCGCCCGUCGUCGUGGCCUAUCCAACCGUCUGCUGGACGCCCACUGCCGCCUGUGUAGCACGUUUCCAUGCCGCCGGUGCUUGCCCGGCACUGGUAGUUUCCGGCAUCGACUGGCCACAUGGUCAUCACUGCCAUGGUUGUCAACAUUACCUGCAGGACCAGAACACAUCCUCGUCCACUUCGCCAACACCGGCCGAACUCACGUCGCCUCGCAUUGAAGAUGUGACAAUGUCUGGUGCCAAUGGCGAUGUACGUGACGGCAGCGAAGGCACUGGAGAACCUGCUGGUACAGUUGCCUCCGGCACACAAACGCCACAAUCGCCAGCCGACGAGGGCGAAGGAGGGGGCAGUGGAAAAGUAGCUGAGAAUGUCUUGUCAACUUCCCAGGCGAGUGGCAGUAAGAUAAGGAGCAAGAGCCGAAGCAAGACAGCAAGCAAAAGUGGGAGCAAGAGUGGCAGCAGGGCAGGAUCUGAAUAG
This is a messenger RNA of Sporothrix schenckii 1099-18, 588 nucleotides long. RefSeq lists its product as uncharacterized. The record is from RefSeq and is a predicted model, not a curated record. The coding region runs from base 1 to 588 and encodes 195 amino acids. The transcript has 3 exons. Lineage: Eukaryota; Fungi; Ascomycota; Sordariomycetes; Ophiostomatales; Ophiostomataceae.